Molecule: messenger RNA, 1389 nt
Organism: Dermochelys coriacea (leatherback sea turtle)
Lineage: Eukaryota; Metazoa; Chordata; Testudines; Dermochelyidae
Gene: C1D
Product: C1D nuclear receptor corepressor
Exons: 5
Coding region: 374-820 (148 amino acids)
Biological process (GO): maturation of 5.8S rRNA; regulation of gene expression
Cellular component (GO): nucleolus; exosome (RNase complex)
Molecular function (GO): RNA binding; DNA binding
Source: RefSeq, a predicted model, not a curated record
AGCCUCCUCGGUUCUAGUCACUUUCCAGAUUGGUCACGCCCCAACAGCGGAACUUCCAUUGGCCUCUCGCCCAGUCACUCAGGCUGGACUCACCAGCCAGCACCCCGCCCCCGGACAGCGUGUGGAGCGUCCAUAACCGCCGCGGAGCUCCGCCCGGGCCUUCUUGCGACGUCAUCCACCUGCGCCUGGGUUCCGGCCGGACCCCAGGGCUCCCCUUCUGGCCUGAGCCCCGCAGCCACCCGCCCCCCCCACAGCGCCCUGCCGGUAACCGUUUUAUUUUCCGUACAAGCCCAGAGCGUAGCAGCGUUUGGCGCCUUGGAAGCUCCUCAGUCAUUAUUGCGAGACGCCCCUUGACUGGCGUUUAGGACAGAACAUGGAGAUGGCAGAGGAAGAUAAUAGUGGGGAAGAAUACCCAAAUGAAAUUCAUGAUUAUCUGUCAGCAUUUGAAAAGUCUCUUGGUUCUGUAGGUGACAUGCUGAAGACUAUGAUGUCUGUUUCUAGGAGUGAGCUUCUUGAAAAGUUGGACCCUCUUGAACAAGCAAAAUUGGAUUUGGUUUCUGCAUACACGUUAAAUUCGAUGUUUUGGGUAUACCUGGCCACUCAAGGAAUCAAUCCCAAGGAACAUCCAGUGAAACAAGAGCUGGAGAGAAUAAGAACGUACAUGAACAGAGUCAAAGAAAUAACAGACAAGAAAAUGGCGUCCAAACUGGAUAAAGGAGCUGCAGCAAGAUUUGUAAGAAAUGCAUUAUGGGAACCAACACCUGAAAAUAAUCCUAAAGUGAAAACUUCUGCUAAGGCAAAAAAGAGAAAAAUGAACUAGUUUUUUAUUUUCCCUUUGGUUUUAUUUUUGUUUAUCAGGUAGGGAGAUAACUAGAAAAUUAUUUUUUAAAUUGUGUUUUGUAUAUGUUUUGCAUCACAUAAAUGAUGAACUAAAACAACAAUUUGAUGAAUAUAUCUUUAGCAAAGAUCUAAAUUAUAGGGUCACAUUGCACAGCUUCUGCUGAGAUCACACCUGUAUAUACACAUGUAUAUCUGAAAGUGAAAGUUGGUCCUUGGAGAUUAGCUUGAAAGCUUGGCUCUUUAAUGAGAACGAACUAAUCAUUUUUGCCAGCUCUUUGUAAGAAUGUGCUAUUUCAUGAUUUGCUUCUCAUUCUAAUAAUUUUGGGGGGUAAUUUUUGACUAGUUGAAACUGUAUUUUCUUAGUUAUUGCUAAAUUUAAUCUCCAAAUAUUCAGCCAGUCACAAGUGAUGGACAUCUAGUCUGUGUGAAUUGUUUAUGUAGGAGCCACUGGUUUUCAAGUACACCUGUGUAUGUAAUGCUAAAUGUGUAGAGCAUAUUAUCCUUUGUAUUGCUUAUAUUAAAUAUAAAUGAUGCCUCUUUUUCAAUCUC